AUGCCGACCACACGCAGCAAAGGCAAGGGCAAGGCCACAGCCCCGUUCGAGCCUGAACCUACAGAGCAGGACCCGCUCUUACCAUCCAGCAUCAAUGCCCAGAUCGCCGCCGAUCGUCGUCCCUUCUCCUCCCCCCGAUCCCGCAAGGUCGGCCAUAUCCUCAUCGCUAUCGGUAUUGUCCUCCUCUCCCUCCUUAUCGGUAUCGGGAUCCUCAUCGCCCUACUCGCCAACUCAUUCAGGCCGUCCGAGGCCGAAAUUGCCGCGCUGUCCAAGACGGCAUUCAAAUACGAUCCCAAUCCCAUUUCGGUGUCGUUGUUAAAUGUCACGGAGGAUGGGGUGCUCAUCAACGCGACGAUCCUGUGCGGAGUAGACCUGGAUCGGGCGAUGGGGAUUCAGCGCUUCGAGUCGGAGGAAGAGCGGGAGGCGGCGGAACAAAGAGGGGAGAGGGGGACGGGCGCGGUGUGGUGGGAGAAGCUGAGAAGGUGGGCGGCGGCUAAGGGGUUGGGAGGGAUGUCGGAUCGCAGAGCAAUCGUCACUAUGCCGAGCGCUAUCAACAUCUUCGCCAAACACUCCCGCUCCGUACCGCUCUUCGCGGUCCACAUCACCGAGCCGAUGGACGUCCCGAUGGUCUCGGGCGUGCAGGACAAGCAGGACUGGAUGCGGCCUAUGGCGGUGUUGGUACUGGCGAAGCCGAAGGCGUCUACGGGCGAGCUCAUGGAGUUUGGGCAGCGAGGCUGGGCAGAGGGGUCCAUGAGCGUCGUGGUGGACGUCAAGAAGGCGGUGGUCAACUUGCCGGGUCUGACGGGAUGGCUGUCAAAGUACGGCACCAUCGAGAAGAAGGGGAUCGUCAUGGAUGUGGACGUACCCAUACCGCACUAUCCCGGUCUUCCCGAACCUGGUCGCCCUGUCGACUUUGCCAAACUCGUCAAUCUCGAAGGGUACCACCUGAACAAUAACGGCGAUGCCCUCGAGAUCCACGCGGGGGCAAGUAUGCCAAACUUCGCCAAUACCACCACUCUCAAUCUCACCAUCCCGUACGGUCUCCCAUUCUCGGUCGUCAUCCCCAGCCCGGACGGAAGCGGGGAGAAAUUGCUUUCCGAGGUGAUCACGGAGCCGGUCAUCCUGGACUACACGGCCAAGGAUAUCAAACUCCGGAUGUCGGGUCGGAUCAUCAGUGAUCCCAGCGAGGGCGACUCUCCGCUCGGUCCCUUUAUCCAUAACUACCUCACCGGGAUCGAUAACAACAUUACCGUUCGGGGAAUGGCCAAGUACCCCUCCUUCACAUCCAACACUACGGAGAGACCACCUCACUGGGCUUUGUCUUCCCUGAAAUCCAUGGAGAUCAAGCUCGUCAUCCCCGGUCCAUCCCCUCCCCCUAAAAUCAUCAACUCGAUGUCGCUCGAGCACAUGCGGAUAUCCCGCUCGGACGGUGAGACCAAGGCGUCGGGGACGGUCAACGUCGAGAUCGAUCUCCCGGGGGAUAUAGGGAGCAUCGAGGUGGAUGUGGAGAAGGUGUUGCCGGAGGUGUACAUGUUUGACGGGCCGGUACAAGAGGGAAACGGGGAGGAAGAGUAUCCACCAGGCGCAUUCGGGCAUAUCAAACCCUCGGAAUACCUCAACUCGACCACGGUCAAGGGUCUGGAUCCCGAGUUCCCCAAUCGGCUUACGGUCCGCGCUCCCCUGAUCGACGUACCGGUCGAAAUCCUUCCCGGGCGCAAAUCGCUCUUGGCGGACUUUGUGAGGAAGGUGGUCUUUAAGGGUGGGGCGAUGGCAGGGGUGAAUGGCUCAGCGAGCGCGGUGAUGAAUAUGAAGGGAAUCGGAGGGAGGGUGGUGAUUGAUGGUCUACCGAUCAGGGGGGAGACUUGGGUGGGGCGGCAGAGACUACAGGGGAAGAGCAGGCUGGAGGUGGAGGAUUAG
Molecule: messenger RNA, 1917 nt
Organism: Dioszegia hungarica
Lineage: Eukaryota; Fungi; Basidiomycota; Tremellomycetes; Tremellales; Bulleribasidiaceae
Exons: 2
Coding region: 1-1917 (638 amino acids)
Source: RefSeq, a predicted model, not a curated record